This is a messenger RNA of Varanus komodoensis (Komodo dragon), 7250 nucleotides long. RefSeq names its product DnaJ heat shock protein family (Hsp40) member C10 (gene DNAJC10). The transcript is spliced from 23 exons. The record is from RefSeq and is a predicted model, not a curated record. Gene Ontology annotation, cellular component: endoplasmic reticulum. Bases 245 to 2641 code for a protein of 798 amino acids. Gene Ontology annotation, biological process: protein folding in endoplasmic reticulum. Lineage: Eukaryota; Metazoa; Chordata; Lepidosauria; Squamata; Varanidae. Gene Ontology annotation, molecular function: disulfide oxidoreductase activity.
CUGGCGGCGGCGCCGCUUCCUUCUCCUCCUCCUCUUCCUGCUCCGCCGGGGCAGCCACCCGCGGGCGGGAGAGACCCCCGAAAGCCCGAUGCUGUCUCCUUAAGAAACACAAGUGACUUAUCUCUGAGUUAUGCCCUCCAAAAUCCCACAAGAAAUCUCUUCAGAAAUAUAUGUAGUUCCUUUGAUUAUACCAUCCUGAAGCCUUUUGGUGUGCUCUUAAAGGCGCUUGAUUCAGGCACUUAUAAUGGAGCCUACAUCACCCAAAGGAAAAUGUAUCAAGGACUUCAAGAGAAUCGACUUGUUAUGUUUAGUCUUAAUGUGCUUGGUAGCCUUAGUUUCAUCUGAUCAAAAUUAUUAUAGUUUACUUGGAAUAUCCAAAGAAGCAACAAGUAGAGAAAUAAGGCAAGCUUUCAAAAAAUUGGCAUUAAAGUUGCAUCCUGACAAGAAUCAGAACAAUCCAGAAGCACAUGAAAACUUCUUGAAAAUAAACAGAGCAUAUGAAGUUUUAAAAGAUGAGGAUCUGCGAAAGAAGUAUGAUAAAUAUGGUGAGAAAGGUCUGAAGGAUCACCAAGAAGGAGGUCGCUAUGAAAGUUGGCACUAUUAUCGCUACGAUUUUGGUAUUUAUGAUGAUGAUCCUGAAAUAAUAACAUUAGACAGAGGAGAAUUUGAUGCUGCUGUUACUUCUGGAGAAUUGUGGUUUAUAAACUUCUAUUCCCCUCGAUGUUCACAUUGCCAUGACUUGGCACCAACGUGGAGAGAAUUUGCUAAGGAAAUGGAUGGACUAAUACGUAUUGGAGCUGUAAACUGUGGUGAUAACAGAAUGCUUUGCCGGACUAAAGGAAUUAAUAGCUACCCAAGCCUGUAUGUGUUUAAAACUGGAAUGAAUCCAGCAAAAUAUUACGGAGACAGGUCAAAGGAGAGUUUAAUGAGUUUUGCCAUGCAGUUUGUCACAAGCUCAGUGACAGAAUUAUGGGCAGGAAACUUUGUUAACUCGAUUGAAACUGCAUUUGCCUCUGGUAUUGGCUGGUUAAUUACCUUUUGCACUGAACAUGGAGAUUGUUUAACUUCCCGCACACGCCUUAAAUUGUCUGGCAUGUUGGAAGGCCUUGUUAAUGUAGGCUGGAUGGACUGUGCCACCCAGGGUGAGCUUUGUGAUAAUUUGGAUAUCUCAUCUAGCAGUACAGCAUACUUUCCACCUGGAGCCACUUUAACUAAUAAAGAGAAAGGAGGUGUUUUGUUCCUAAGCACUUUAGAUGCCAGAGAGAUCUAUUUGGAAGUCAUGCACCAUCUCCCAGACUUUGAAAUGAUCUCAGCAUCAACGUUCAAGGAUCGCCUGGCUCAUCAUCGGUGGCUGAUAUUCUUUCAGUUUGGUGAGAGCAGCAAAUCAGAUGCCCAUGACCUUAAAAAGUUACCUUUUCUCCUUAAGGUGGAAAAUAUUCAGGUUGGCAAAUUUGACUGCCUUACUGCACCAACCAUCUGUAACAAUCUGUAUGUUUAUGAACCAUGUGUAGCAGUCUUUAAAGGGAGGGGAAUGGAAGACUAUGAAAUCCAUCAUGGGAAGAAGAUUCUGUAUGAUAUAGUGGCAUUUGCCAAGGAGAGCGUGAAUUCGCAUGUCAUCACUCUUGGACCUCAGAAUUUUCCUGGCAAAAAGAAGGAGCCCUGGCUCGUUGACUUCUUUGCUCCUUGGUGUCCCCCCUGCAGAGCUUUAUUGCCAGAGCUGAGGAAAGCUUCGAAGCAGCUGUAUGGCCAACUGAAAGUUGGUACAUUAGAUUGUACAGUUCAUGAAGGGAUUUGCAACAUGCACAACAUUAGAGCUUAUCCAACCACUGUGGUAUUCAACCAAUCUAACAUUCAUGAAUAUGAAGGACAUCACUCCGCUGAGCAGAUCUUGGAGUUUAUCGAGGAUCUUAUGAACCCAUCAGUAGUUUCUCUGACACCUGAGACCUUCCAUGAGCUAGUGAAGAAAAGGAAGGAUAAUGAAAUUUGGGUGGUUGAUUUCUACGCACCCUGGUGUGGUCCUUGUCAAGCUUUAAUGCCAGAAUGGAAGAGGAUGGCCAGGUUGGUGAAUAGCCUGAUUGCAGUUGGCAGUGUGGACUGUCAAAAAUAUUUCUCUCUCUGUCACCAAGAAAACAUUCAAGGCUAUCCUGAAAUAAGGCUCUUCCCGCAAAAAUUGGUUUCAUCCUAUCAAUAUUAUAGCUACAAUGGCUGGCAUAGAGAUGCCUAUUCACUAAGACGAUGGGCACUAGGGUAUUUACCGCAGGAGUCUGUGGAUCUUACUCCUCAGAGCUUCACUGACAAAGUUCUGAACGGGAAAGAACACUGGGUCAUUGACUUCUAUGCUCCUUGGUGUGGCCCUUGCCAGAAUUUUGCUCCAGAAUUUGAGAUCCUUGCGAAGACUGUUAAAGGAAAGGUGAAAGCUGGGAAAGUUGACUGCCAGGCUCAUGCUCCAACCUGUCAAUCUGCUGGCAUCAGAGCAUAUCCAACAGUUAAAUUUUAUCCUUAUCAAGGAACAAAGAAAAAUGCACUUGGAGAACAGAUAGACAGCCACGAUGCAAAAGCCAUAGCUGAACUACUGAUGAAGAAAGUAGAAGACCCGAAAAAUAAGCAAAAAAAAUCUUCCAGAAAUAAGGAUGAACUCUGAGUCAUGGAAUGAAUUUGAAGCGUAUUGAAGCUGUGGCAGAGGGCAAAUUAGAUCAUCUUCUUCAAGUAGGAAAAGAACUGCAUGGGGAUUCAUGGGCACAUGGGUUCUCCCCGUGAAUGCUACAGAACUUGCUACGGAUGCUUCGGAGUGUGCAUUUCUAAUGACUCUGGUGGCCAUGGUGGCAUGCUCACUGCAUACAAAGGAGGAUUUUAUUUUUCCACUUAUGGACUUGGUCGGUAUCUGGAGGACCGCAAGGGUAUCUUUUUCCCAAUCCUUCUCUUGUGCUGAGAACGAGCCUAUCUCCAUCACCUGGAAAACAGCAGGCGGACACACACUAUAGUACAGAAAGACUAAAAGAGCAUUCGCUCGCUCUCUGUUUCUCUCUCUCUUUCUCUCUCUCUCUCUCUCUUUUGUAUUGGAAGAAGAACGGUCUGAAACAACUUUUUUACCUCAGUAUUUGUCCAGGAUUCACUGGGUAAAUUGAAGUAUGUGUUUGGGGAAGCUCAGCUUACCUGUGUUAUAGAAUGUUAACUUCUGGACUGAUCCCAGAGCCGUUUGGAAGAGCGCUCAAGUCAUCCUCAGUGUGUGUGACGAUUUCAGUGCACAGCACCAAGGGGCAAAGGCUUGCUUGUGUUAGCUCUCUGCUUCUUCAUAUGCAUAAGCUGCCUUUAGAGGCUGAGGGCUCCACUGUCAAUAGGGAAGUGUAACCACUCCAGGUCAUAGUCUGAACUGUAAGGCGCCGUCUUGGUGCUGAUCCCUGUCCCAGUGACAUUGGCGCUACCAGCUGGAAACUGCUAUGCAUGAAUUCUGGCUUUUGGAACACCGCUGAAAAUGCACCAAAACCAAGGUAGCCUUUCCUUUUCUUUUAGUGGUAUACAGACAGCUGGUUCCAACAGGUGGCAGCAGAUGCACAUGGUGCCGAGGGUUAAAGCAGCUAUGAGCCAGCAGUACCCAGUCUUUUCACUGGCCAUGGGAUGGUGUCCUGAGGACAUGGUGCCAGAUAAGCAAGAUUCAGAAUGCAGCUGAAGCUUCCCCAUAUCAAAGCAGAUUUACCUUGAAACACAAGCCCUUAGCUGAGUGCAUCCACAUGCUUUGCCACAGACAAGAAAAAGUGUAGAGGGUGGUGAGCUUGUGUCAUGGCAAAUUCAUCCUGGUUUUAAAGCAGGAUCCUGAAGUCAGUGUUGGAGGCACAUAUUUAAUCUGUUUUGACAGCAGCCUGCUCUUAAAAGCAAACUGUUAAAAUGUAAAUGCUGCUUUUUUGUUGUUAGAAUUUGUAGUGCCUUCUGAAUCUUCACUGGUCAGCAGUGGUAAAUUUUUUCAGGAGGUUAUGCUACUGGAAAUUGUUUGAGGUUUUCUCAUCAGACUGUGAGUCUGGGGUGGUGGGGGUGGUGUGCAAAUACAUUUUUCCAGUGUUGAAUUGACACUUGUCAAUUUUGAAAUUAUUUCUAAGCAUUUAAAAGCAAAGCUAGUUGGGCAAUGCUUUAUUAAUAUAAUUUAAAUACAUUGAUAUCUUCUUAUCCAAAGUUAUUUCUUACAACAAAUAAAUAAUUUAAAAUCAAAAUGCCGCAGAAGAUUGUGGAAGGCUUCCAGAACUCUUUGCUGGUUUUAUGAAGUGCCCUGGAGCCUCACAGCAGCAUGUGUAGAGAUGAAGACAGCACUGUUGCUAUUUUACGAGUACUUGAAUACAAUAAUAAAGAGUUCUGCAGAACUUGAAAGCUUCCACAACCUUUUGUGGCAUUUUAGUUGCUUCCACUGUAGCUAUUGCCCAACUAUGGAUUUUUGGCAGCUGGGCAGUCUGUUAGUAGUAUCUGUGCAUAUUCAUGCAACAUCAAUUUGUAAACUUUACAUAAGAAAUUUUGAAUAAUCUUUCCCUUUAAAAAUGAAGCGUUGCAUUCCUACAUAUUGGCACAAAAUUAGUAACAGCAUUACCUUUCUUUACAAUUGCAUUCAUCUACCAUUUUUUAAAAAAUGCAAUACAUGUAAUCCUUUUCAUGUAUGCAUAAAAAUUAUUCUACACAUGCAGAGAUCAGGGGAACUGUAUUAAGAAAGAGACAGUUCACACUACUGUGUGAAGAAAACACAGCAAUGCACACAGUGGCCGCUCAUAUAUGACUGUGCCCUUCUUUUGAAAUCACCAACCGUUUUUCUUCCAAGGGUGAGAUUCCUCUGAGACCAUCAUACUCAUCUGAUGAUUUAUACCAUCAGAAUUAUGGUUAGUGUUAUAGGGAGUUAAAUCACCUUCUGCUUAUCUCCAUUAGCAAAACACAAGGACAGAUAUAAUCAACCACAGUAUUGUUUCUAAGGAUAUUAUACUUGUUUAUGCUGCAUCCAUUCCUACCGUAGUCCAUUAUUGCUUGGUCUUGAUUACAGAUGGUUCCAUGCAGUGUGUAUCCUUCCAGUUUAAAUUCAUAUUUCAUAACCUCCAUUCUCUUAGAGGCAACUAACAUCUCUUGAAGAAACAGUGUUGGAUGGAUUCUAAAUUAGUUUCUCAUUCAGUAUCUUAGUAACGUAUUUGUGAGGUCAUGUCAGGGGUAGGAAGAUCCAUUUGCUUUAAGCUCAUUGUAUAAAUCACCCUUUGUGAACCUGAUCCUUUCCACUUACGUUGGAUUCCACCCUCACCCAGCACGGUCAAGGAUAAGUCAAAUUUGGGAAGGCUGGUGUGAUCUCUUGUGGAAGUAGGAAGGGACAAAAGCUGGUAUUCCAUGAAAUAGUUUCUUUCACGAAGAGUCAUGUUGUAUUGUGAUCUAUUUGAGAAAGUUUGGUGGAGACACAUCAGAAUCUACCGUGGACUCAUCCAUGAAGCUAUUAGAUCCUGCUGGCUUAUCCCACCACACUGCCAGCUUAUCCCACAAGAAUCUGUAAAAUCCGAGCAAGAAGCAUCCAACUGUAAAGUUCUUUUACUUAUUUGUGUAUAUAUAUAUGCAUACUUUCUCAUACUAGCAGAGGUUAUCUUGUAUUCCUUGUCAUCUGGAAUACAAAGUAACCUCUGCCAGCACCAGCAACAGGAAAAAUUAAUAACAGGUAAUGCUAUUACAUUAAAGACAAGGCCUGCAAUAAUUCCAAUUUUGCUAAUGUUAGGUUCUUCCCAACAAGAAAUGGCCCCAACAAGCAGAUUUAAUGGCUGUGAUCCAAAGAGGGGACUGUGUGCAGAGGAGAAAAUCAAAGGGAUUUUUUUUCCCCUGUUCCCACUGCUGAAGAGUCGCAUCAUUUUUCAGUUAAGAAGCUGUCUGUUGAACUGUUGUGAAUUACUGCAGCAAAACAUCAUUCAUGUUCUAACUUGAACCCUGCAGUUCCUGUAUGCAAGAGUGGAGGUCCUUGCAGUAAUCAAACAUACUGUUUCUCUCCCCCCCCCCCACUUCUUCAAGGACCAAGAUGUUCCAGGGUUUGGUUUCUUUUAUGGAAAGAGAUCACCAGGCACGUAGGGUGUUUUUGUACUAUUUGAGCUGAUGUGCAAAUGAGCAGGUUGAGCAAAGCUGGAGGCACGUAAAAUCUAUUCCAUGUCUUUUAAUGACAUUGUGAACCAGAGACUGAAGGCCAGAUUGGGUGCUAUGGUUGUCAUGGUUAAUCCCUUCCCAUGUCUCUCUCAUGCAACUGAAAAGUCCAUGUGCUGUAAUGUAACUCCAUCGGUGCCUCUCUGCACCAGUUCAUUGCCUGCUGAUUGCAGGGGUUGGGGAAGCGGAUGUAACUCUGCAUUACAAGGAGAUGCAGUCAGUGGCUCAUGUGCCUCUUCCCUCAAUUUGUUUAAAGCCUGCCUGAGUUAGAGACAUUCUUUAGGCACUGCUCCAGUAGCAGAGCAUCAUGCUGUAGGCGUGUUACAUCUUAAUUGUGAAAACAUCCUGUGCAUCCUAUUCAGGCUUAAAUCUGAAAUACCUACGCAGAACUUAACACUGGCAAGAAAAUGCAUGCACGAUCUGUUCUGCAUCUCUCUUCUGUUAACAGUGUUUGCAUGUUGGCAAAGACUGCAAAAGAGUCCCACAGAGUGCAUGACAGAUGAACGUGUAUCGCCACUGCUCCUGCUACGGAAAUGCAGUCACUGCCUUACACGGGGAUAAUCUGUGUCUCUUGUUUUAGCCGAAGCCAGAUUUGCACAGCGUUCAUUGGAAGGAUCUUUUGCCAACAACGAAGCCUAAAGCAAAUGCUUCAGACAAACAUUUGAUUUGAGAAUCACGCAGACACUUGAAAAGCAAAGCCGAGGGUGAACUACCGAAUUCAGACAGUCAGUUUUAGAUUGUGAGUCGGGCAUGUGUGUCGGGACAGGAGCAAAGAUGGGGAAAGGCAGCUGUGUCAUGCCCUUUGCGCCAGCACCAAUUUCUGUGUACUUCUUCCAAGAGAAACUUUUAUAUGUCUGGUUUGAAAUUUUAGUUUGUAUUAGGACUAUUUGUGGGUUUUUUAAAUGGUAAAAAAUUGAGAGAAAAGCAUUUGCUCUGUUUAGUUAUAAAACAUAUUUGAACAAUGAUUUUGGCACUGGAAAUAGUGAGUUUUGUUUGGUCCUUUAAGCAGGCAAGUUUAGUGAUCCGGAGCUACAACCAGCAAGAGUUCUUGUCUUACUCCUUGAUUGUUUUAGUUGUAAGCCAAAGUUUAUAAUAAAUUUGAUUUUAAUAUUUCUGGA